AUGGGCGAAGAAGUAGCCAAGAACUUGCUAAAAGAAAUGAUUUCUAAUUUCAUUACCCAAGAUAAAAAUUAUCCACAAGGACUAAACUUAAAAAACCAAGCCAAGUUUAUCGGCUCAGUGUUUGGUGAAAGGUUAGAAGCUGGUAAAAAGGAUGAAGUAGCCAAAGAAACCCGCACAGUCUUAAAUGGUUUAGUGGAAGCCAAAGUUAAUGAAGCCUCAGCCAAAGAUUAUGAUGAAACUAAUAAAAGAAGUAAAAAUCCUAACACUAUUAAGAAAUUAGCGGGAUUAUACAAUUUAACCAAUGCUAAAAUUGAUUACCAAAAGAUGAAAAAUACCCAAGCCCAUUUAGCCCAAAUCGGCAACUCGCAAACUUUCCGCAAAGAGAUUGAAGCGACUGAAAAACUAUCUAAAACAGAAGGAAUUGAAGCCUAUUGGAAACUCCAGGACAAACUCAGCAGAGAACUAGCUAAUAAACUAAUCGAUUAUAAAGGUAGCAGUGAAGCCACUGCCUUCUGUUUAAGAUUAGCCGAUAUUUUAAACGGCAUAGAAACUCCGGAAGAAAAAAAAUUAGCCGAGGAAGCCAUUGCUGAAGAUGCUAUGGAUAGUUAUUAUAAUUUGCUGAAAGAGUUUAGAAAGAACUACGAUGAAUUAGUAACCCUUAAAGGCACACAAUUAAAAACCUUGUUUCAAGGUAAUGAAACUCAAUUUAUCGAAACUCUUAAUGAAGUAUUUGCUGAAGAGUGA
Entrophospora candida is the source of this 744-nucleotide messenger RNA. The record is from the annotation of a GenBank genome assembly. Lineage: Eukaryota; Fungi; Glomeromycota; Glomeromycetes; Entrophosporales; Entrophosporaceae.